Molecule: messenger RNA, 1989 nt
Organism: Nerophis lumbriciformis (worm pipefish)
Lineage: Eukaryota; Metazoa; Chordata; Actinopteri; Syngnathiformes; Syngnathidae
Source: RefSeq, a predicted model, not a curated record
AUGACCAAAAACUACGACCGCGAGGCGCUGCUCUACCAUUCGCGCGAGCGCCGAGGAAAGAUCCAGGUAGUGCCCACCAAGCCUACCUUGACCCAGGACGAUCUCUCACUAGCCUACACCCCGGGGGUGGCCGCGCCGUGUCGCGAGAUCCACCGCGAUCCGUUGCUGGCCUACGACUACACCGCCAAGGGUAACUUGGUGGCGGUGAUAUCGAACGGCACCGCAGUGCUCGGGCUGGGCAACAUCGGCGCGCUGGCCGGCAAGCCGGUGAUGGAAGGCAAGGCGGUGCUGUUCAAGCGCUUUGCCGAUAUCGAUGUGUUCGAUCUCAGGGUCGCGACCGAAGACGUCGACGAGCUGGUGCGCACGGUCAAGCUGCUCGAGCCCACCUUUGGCAUCAACCUCGAAGACAUCCGCUCUCAGUGUUUCGAAGUCGAUGCGCGGCUCAAGGAAGAGCUGUCGAUCCCGGUCUUCCACGACGACCAGCACGGUACGGCAAUCAUCUCGGCGGCGGCGCUGGUCAAUGCCCUGGAAUUGGCCGGCAAGCAACCCGGCGAAGUGCGGAUGGUGAUUUCCGGCGCCGGCGCAGCAGCGAUCGCUUGCAUGAAGCUCUACGUGCAACUCGGCGUCGAGCAGCACAACAUCGUGUUGUGCGAUAGCAAGGGACCGGUCUACACCGGUCGCACCGAGGGCAUGAGCUCGCUCAAAGCGGCCUAUGCGGUCGACACCGAAGCCCGUUCGCUGGCCGAGGCUAUGGUCGGCGCCGACGUCUUGAUUGGCUUGUCGGUCGGCGGUCUGGUCCAACCCGAGAUGCUCGAACCGAUGGCCGAGAAUCCGAUCGUCUUCGCCAUGGCCAAUCCGGAUCCUGAGAUCGGCUACGAAGAUGCCAAGGCCGCUCGUCCGGACAUCAUCAUGGCCACUGGCCGGUCGGACUUUCCCAAUCAGGUCAACAACGUGCUCGGCUUUCCGUUCAUCUUUCGUGGGGCACUCGACGUACGAGCUACCGACAUCAACGAAGAGAUGAAGAUGGCCGCCGUGCAGGCGCUGGCUGGGUUGGCGCGCGAGGAUGUGCCCCGAGCGGUGCUCAAGGCCUACGACUUGAAGUCUCUGUCCUUCGGUCCCGAAUAUUUGAUCCCCAAGCCCUUUGACCACCGGGUGCUGCUCAGCGUGGCCCCGGCGGUGGCCCAAGCGGCGAUGGACAGCGGAGUGGCGCGGCGGCCGAUCGACGACUUCCGCGACUACCGGCGGCAGCUCGAGCGGCUGAUUUCGCGUCGCUUAGAGCUGAUGCAUGGGGUCUUCGACCGAGCUCGCCGCGAUCCCAAACGGGUGGUAUUUCCCGAGGGUGAGCACCUCAAGAUCCUGCGCGCCGCCAAAGUGCUGGUCGAUCGUGGCAUAGCUCAUCCAGUGCUGCUGGCCCGACGAGAGAAGAUCGAGCCGAUGCUGAAGCAGCUCGAUCUGUCGAUCGAUCAACUGACCGUGAUUCACGUCGCCGACCCGCCGGGGGACAUGUACGACCGCUAUGUCGAAGCUCACUUGCGAGCCCGGCGACGCCACGGCGGAUCAUCGGUACCGAGCCCGGGGUCAAGCGGGUCUCCGGUGCCUACAUUCUGGUUUUCCGCGAGCGCUUGUUCUUCUUGGCCGGACACCACCGUCAACAUCGAGCCAUCGGCCGAGGAACUGGCAGAAAUCGCUUUGCUCACCGCCCGUUUCGCCCGGCGCUUCGGUAUCGAGCCACGGGUUGCCAUGCUGUCGUUCUCCAACUUCGGCUCCAACGCUCACCCGGUGGCGGCGCGGGUUCGUCGGGCUACCGAGCUGGCGGUGGCGCGGGAUCCCAAGCUGAUGAUCGAUGGCGAGAUGCAGGCCGACACCGCGGUGCUCGAAUCGGUGCUCGACGAGGAAUACCCAUGGAGCCGCUUGAAAGAGCCCGCCAACGUGCUGAUCUUCCCCGAGCUGCAGUCGGCCAACAUCGCCUACAACUGCUCUGGCGGUUAG